Messenger RNA from Dictyostelium purpureum, 264 nucleotides. RefSeq lists its product as uncharacterized. The transcript has a single exon. The annotation marks the transcript as partial. NCBI's taxonomy places the organism in Eukaryota, Evosea, Eumycetozoa, Dictyosteliales, Dictyosteliaceae. The record is from RefSeq and is a predicted model, not a curated record.
UAUGACCAAUAUUGGAGUUUUGAAUUCAGAGAAGACUGUACAAAUGAAUGUCUGCAAAGUUAUAUACAAAAAUUAGAGCUGGAUGUUAUUAGAGCCCAAACUAUUUUAGAUGUUUACAAGUCACUUAAAGUUCCAGAAGGUGGUACUAUUCCUAAAUUUAAUUUUGGAGAUGUAAUGUUCUAUUACCAAGAAAAAGAUGAUGCUAUAAGUAAUAAAAAUAUUCAAGAUUUGUUUAAUAUUAAUUUAUCAAACCUAAACUUUCCU